This is a messenger RNA of Scylla paramamosain (green mud crab), 2204 nucleotides long. Its product is annotated as GTPase Obg 2-like. The record is from RefSeq and is a predicted model, not a curated record. NCBI's taxonomy places the organism in Eukaryota, Metazoa, Arthropoda, Malacostraca, Decapoda, Portunidae. Gene Ontology annotation, molecular function: GTP binding; GTPase activity. Gene Ontology annotation, cellular component: mitochondrion.
AUGGAGAAUGUGUGUCCCUCCUGGCUGGGUCCUGCAUCAUGGUGGUAUGAGUUGCCAGUGAUGUGUCUCUGCUACAGUGCUGCCAUGCCAGCAAGGUAUGUGGGCAUCAAUCCUUGCUCUUGUAAAACUGAGCCUGGCCAGUUGCAGAACACAACCACUUCUCAUUCUACUCACCCUCUCAUAGACCACUUCUCACCCCUGCUCUCCCUCUCACAGACCCACUUCUCACCCUGCUCUCCCUCUCACAGACCACUUCUCACCCUGCUCUCCUUCUCACAGACCAUAUCCCUCUUACCCUGCUCUCUCUGUCUGUCUCUUUCCCUCACAGGCCACAGUCUGCUGAAGCUGCGCAAGGCUCGGCCAGACCAGCGGUGGGUUGGGGCAGCUGGCAUGGACAGUUGCAAGUAUCGCAUCUGUGGGGAGGCUGGCGCUGAGCUGACCAUUCCUGUCCCUACAGGCACCACCGUCUGGCUUGAGCAGCACCAGAAAUUGCUGGGUGAGGAUGCCACUCUCACCUUUUUCCUGAUGGGACACAUUGUGAAGCUGGAACUGAAGCUGUUGGCCGAUGUGGGUCUGGUGGGCUUCCCUAACGCUGGCAAGUCCACACUGCUGUGGGCCAUCUCCAGGGCCAGACCCAAGGUGGCCAGCUACCCCUUCACGACACUGCAGCCGACCCUGGGUGUGGUGGAGUACAGUGACAUGUGGCGGCUGACCAUUGCUGACCUGCCAAGACUCAUCGAGGGCGCCUGGGCCAACGUGGGGAUGGGGCACCGCUUCCUGCGCCACGUGGAGCGGACACACUUCCUCCUCUUUGUGGUGGACAUCAACGGCUUCCGGCUGUCACCCAAACACCCAUACUGUUCACCCCACCGAGAAUGUCAUGCUGGUCAACAGGACUAUGUGUUGUGUUGCUCCUGUGGUGCCAAACUCACAGAGAACUCAUGGGAUAACUUUGUAAACAUCUCCAUUCCACUGUCUGAGGCAUCCCAGCUGGUGACCAUCCUGGGACACCCCCACCUCAUGGUCCAGACCCUCAGGAACCCUGCUGACCUUGCUUUUGACUUGGUGACUGACUGUCAGGAGGUCAGGCUGCUCAGGAGUGGGAGAGGAUAUUUGAACCAGAAAGCAAAGCCAGCACAACCCACUUCAAAGCUUCCUUGGAGGGUUUCUAUGGACUCAUUCUAGAGAAACUGGUCACUGAGAAAUUUUCAGACUCCUCAUUGGCCUUCCCAAGCACCAGCAGUUUUAGCAGAAUGGCACAAGACAGGUAGGACAUGGUGCCUCUCGACCUCGAGCUUCUGGCUGAGCUGGAGGAGGAAGCAACCUCUCACUAUACUGAGGAGGAUAACCAGUUUACAGAGCACUGCAAGAAGAGCCUGCCUAAGCCGCCAAUACUCCCUGCUGACAGAUUUGACCGCAACAGACAGUGCAGAGGCAACUUUAGGCAUCAAGACUACAGGAAGGAAGGAGGCUGCAGGGAUCAAGGGGAGUACAGAGGUCAUGGGAAUUAUAGGGAUCGUGGGAAUUACAGGGAUCACAGGAGGGAAUAUUCUGACCACAGGCAAGGGAGGUUUGUCAGUGACCACAGAGAUCAUGAUGACAGCAGAAGGGAUAGCGAGAAGAGGAAGUACAGGUCUGAGAAGGAGAGUGAUGAGUAUGGAAGAAGGAAUUACCAGUCCAGCAAAUACUACAAUGGGUGGGGGGGGGGGGUGUCAUCCUGUUGAGUUUUGUGAAUCCAGUGGCUGGUAUAUUUAUCUUUCAUCAGGGACUUCACACAAGCUUCCACGCCAUUAAUUCUUUGACCAUUACCAAAGGUUACUGACAUUUAAUUUACAUUUAAAUGCCUGCCUGCCUGUCUGUUCAUAUCUUUCUCUCACAAUGUACUCACCAUUCACUAGUGAACAUUUAGAUUUUUAGGAAAUAUUUUUGAGCAAGUUCCUUCAUCACAAGGCAACCAUCUACUAAAAAGAAAGAAAAAUGGAAUAUAUGUUGGCAUUUCCUCGAUUGCUUUUGGUGUCAGUGUGUGACUUUCCAGAGUGACAAUACAAGUGUUAUCCCCACUACAAGUCAUGCACUAUAUAUAACAUCACUGAGUAUCUUUUCUCUCAUUUUCAUAUAAAUGUUUGUAACAUUUUCAUAUAAAUGUAUGCUAACUUUUAUGUGGACUUACUGUAAGAUUUUUUAAAAGUAAAGUAUUUUUCCAA